Molecule: messenger RNA, 1739 nt
Organism: Megalobrama amblycephala (Wuchang bream)
Lineage: Eukaryota; Metazoa; Chordata; Actinopteri; Cypriniformes; Xenocyprididae
Gene: gjb10
Product: gap junction protein beta 10
Exons: 2
Coding region: 182-979 (265 amino acids)
Biological process (GO): cell communication
Cellular component (GO): connexin complex
Source: RefSeq, a predicted model, not a curated record
GAGGUUCUCCGCUAGGUGGCGUCGAUGUGUACAUAUCAUCACACGUGUCACAGUUGUGUUUGACGCCCGCACGCAGCUCGCCCGACCCCCUGUACAACACAAUCACGGCGCUGCGAUUACAGUGUAGACGACUGUGAAUUCUCCAGCUGUGAGAGGUAUAACCUGAUCGCUCACAGGUGUCAUGAAUUGGGCUUUUCUUCAGGGUCUCCUGAGCGGGGUCAACAAGUACUCCACCGUGUUUGGUCGUGUCUGGCUGUCCGUAGUCUUCCUUUUCAGGGUAAUGGUCUUCGUUGUCGCUGCAGAGAAGGUGUGGGGCGAUGAGCAGAAAGACUUUGCAUGUAACACUGCUCAGCCUGGCUGCCACAACGUUUGCUACGACCACUUCUUCCCGGUGUCCCACAUACGACUGUGGGCGCUGCAGCUCAUCUUCGUCACCUGCCCGUCAUUGCUCGUGGUCCUUCAUGUGGCCUACCGCGAGGAACGCGAACGCAAGAACCGCCUGAAACACGGUGAGGACUGUCAGCGGUUGUACAUCAACACCGGAAAGAAGCGCGGUGGUCUUUGGUGGACGUACGUCCUCUCGCUGGUAUUUAAGAUGGGAGUGGAUGCGACCUUUGUGUACCUGCUAUAUCACAUCUACGAGGGCUAUGACUUCCCCACCCUGGUGAAGUGUUCUGAGUCUCCCUGCCCCAAUGUGGUCGAUUGCUUCAUCUCUCGGCCCACAGAGAAGCGAAUCUUCACCAUCUUCAUGGUGGUGACAAGUCUGGUGUGCAUCCUGCUCUCGCUCUUCGAGAUCCUCUACCUGGUGGGCAAACGCUGCUUUGAAUGUGCCCACAGGGUGCAGGGGUCACGGCAGAUAAACAGGGCAAAGUCCAUUGCAAACAUGAGGGGCUCAAAUACUCUUUUAGAGUCAAACACCAAUAAACUGGCAAGGAAAGACCAGCCAGCGCCAGCAUACAGUUUAAUCAUCUCAUCCUAAAGAAAAUAUUUUCGCCCCAAUGUGGGACUCCAAGAGAUGGAAAAUGUUCUUCACAUUCACCACGAUGUGAACUCGAACAUGACCGACUCAAUGGACGGUUGGCAGUAGAGUAAACUGCUUCUAUGCUUGUUCCCUAAAUCCACUGGAUCUUUUUGCUGGAAAGUUGUGGCCUGAUAAACAACAUUGUACAUUUGAAAAGGGGUCAAAACGGCAUCAUUCAGGAUGACACGGUCUUUAGUUUGCCUAAAGCAAGUCAGUUCAGGGUUUUGGGUGUGUGUGGCUUCUGUUGGGCCAAGUUCCAGAAAAACAAUGAGCACUUUGAUCAAAUAGCAAAUACAAAACAGUUGGUGUAAGCCCAGAUAAUGUCUUAUUAAUUAAAGUAUGUAUUUGUCAGUUGUUCAAUUGACACUAACAAGCAAAACGUGACUGCAAAUGAUGCUUGCAUUCACGUAUUUUAACAAUUGUUCGAUUGUACUCAUUUUUUAAAGCAGGAAACAAAAAUAAGCUAUUAUCUAUGAAAACCUGUUUCCAUCUAAGAGUAAAAACGUUUAGUAAUUCUGACUUAAUAUUUCGCAAUGUGAAAAAAAAAUCUGUCAUCAUUUACUCACCCCCUUGUCAUUCUUAUAACCCAUAUAAUUUUCUUUCUUCUGGAGAAUACACAAGACUUCUUUUGUUUUUGUCCAUAUAAUGAAGAUAAAUGGGAUCCAAAACAACAUUGGACCCCAUUGACUUCCAUUGUAUGGACAAGAAACACUGAUCA